UCUCCUCCAUAGCUGUAGUGGGUCCCACCAAACCCCCAAAACCCAUUCCAUUUUCUUUCUCUUUCUCUCUUUAUCUUCUCUAUUUAUUUAUAUUUUGCUUCUCAAUCAAAUUAACACCCCCACAACAACAACAACAACAACAAAGCCAUAUAAUAGUCUAGUCUCUCUUCUUCUUCUCUACUACCAAACGACACUAAAUUCCAAAAACGACAUUAAAUGAGAUAUGGUGGGACUGAGUAUAUUAUUGGAAGGUCAUCAACAUGAGCAGAGUAGUAGUAGUGUUAAUAAUAAGAGCAAUAAGAGUAGAAGUAGUUGUAGUAGUAGUGGUAGUGGUAAUAGGAGUAGUAAUAGUCCUCAAGUUAUUAACAAAAUCACCAUGAUCAACACAAAUCAAUCUCCUUCUUCUUCUUCUUCUUCUUUUGUUUACAGAAACUUUGCUUCGGUUUCCUCUGUUCAAACUCCAACUUUUCUGGACCAUUGUUUUCUCUGCAAGCAGAAACUUUUGCCCGGUAAAGACAUCUACAUGUACAAAGGAGACAAGGGUUUUUGCAGCGUGGAGUGCAGAGGAAGACAGAUUUUUAUGGACGAAGAAGAAAAUCUUUUCAAGAACAACUGUUCAUUGUCUUCCAUGAAACCCUCCUCUUCUUCAUCAUCAUCAUCUUCAUCUUCUUCUGGUUCUCGGCACCGGAAAGGCACGGCUGGAAACUAGAGAGUAAAAAAAAAGCCAGUUAUAAAAAUUGGUUUUUUACUCUUUCUUUUUUGCACUUUAAACCUGUUUUGACGGUUUUACCCUCGGUUGAUUUUGUAAUGACUGUAAUGCCCUUUGCCUCCUACUAUGAAGACAAAAGAGUCCUUUAACUUGUUUAUUUUGGUGUAUGGAGAUUUUGGGGUUGGCCUCCUCAAUCCUCAUCAUCGUGUAAUCUCUGUGGGUUCCCCCAUUCCCAUAGUUUAAUUAUCAGAAAAACAAGAGAAAAGUUAAAAAUGAUUUUAACCUUUUUUUUUUGUAACGGUUCAAAGGGCAUGUAUGGUAUUUUAUUGUAUGCUUAAUGAGAAUUAAGUGUAGUUGUUUAUUAAUUAA
Messenger RNA from Cannabis sativa, 1078 nucleotides. RefSeq names its product FCS-Like Zinc finger 15. The record is from RefSeq and is a predicted model, not a curated record. Lineage: Eukaryota; Viridiplantae; Streptophyta; Magnoliopsida; Rosales; Cannabaceae. The transcript has 2 exons. The coding region runs from base 224 to 709 and encodes 161 amino acids.